Messenger RNA from Ctenopharyngodon idella (grass carp), 1371 nucleotides. RefSeq names its product G-protein coupled receptor 35-like. Lineage: Eukaryota; Metazoa; Chordata; Actinopteri; Cypriniformes; Xenocyprididae. The transcript has a single exon. Gene Ontology annotation, cellular component: membrane. The coding region runs from base 1 to 843 and encodes 280 amino acids. Gene Ontology annotation, biological process: phospholipase C-activating G protein-coupled receptor signaling pathway; positive regulation of Rho protein signal transduction. The record is from RefSeq and is a predicted model, not a curated record. Gene Ontology annotation, molecular function: G protein-coupled receptor activity.
AUGAAUAACUCUACAGUGAACUUCACACCUGAAGCAUCUACAAACUCCACAACUCAUUCUAUUGCACAACUCAAUAGUUUGAACAUUUGUCUAUUUGGCCUCCCUUUCCUGGUUGGUGUUCCUACACACUCUUAUGUUAUAUGGCUCAUCAUCACAGGAACAGGAAGAGGAGUUGCAUCAGAGUUCUUCAACCUCAAUCUGUCUGUUUGCGAGAUUGCUAACUGUCUGAACGUUUUAUUUAGUCUACUGUCAUUUUUGUUUUCAAGUCUCACAAGAACAACAUAUUUUUUGCAAGGACUCUCUGUCACUGGUCGUCCUCUGUUUCAGUGUCUGAUGUGUGUUGAGCGUUACCUGGCAGUGGUUCAUCCUGUAACCUUUCUGAAGUAUAAACCUCUCAGAUAUAGAGUGAUCUGCUGCACUGCGGCCUGGAUAAAUACUCUUGGUUCUUGUUUGUUCUGCAUGUUUAGUUUAAUCUCAAAUAACCUUCAUGCAUAUACAUGGUUCUACACACUGCAGUUUCUCCUCUUCCUCUCCAUCCAGUUGUUUUGUCUUGUGGCUGUUCUCAGAGCUCUGAAGCAGUCAGGACCAGGAGAGAGAGGGAGAGAGAGAGGGGAGGAAAACAACAUGAAGAGAAGAGCGUUUCACAUCAUUUUAAUAACUACUGUGAGCAUUGCUAUUAUAUAUUUGCCAUAUAUAAUCAUAGGAUUGUCUUUCGUUUCUUCACAGCUCUUUAUGGUUGAACUCAUUGCUUUUAGUUUCAUUUGUUAUAUUUUUGCUGGUUUUGUUCAGCCAAUUCUUUAUUUCAAACGAGCUGGAAAACUGUCCUGCUUUUGCUCUCCAUAAAAAAAAUAAAUAAAUAAAUAAAAAAAUAUAAAAAAAAAAUAAUAUGUUAUAUCACUAAAUACAAAAGAAAAUUUGCAAGUAUAAAAUCAUCGACUCUCCCAUAUACAUUCAGAUUACCUAUAUUCUGUGUGUUGUUAAAAUAUAUUUGUACUUAAUUGGACUCCAUAAAAUAGUCCAAUGAAAUUAUCUUUUUUUCUUUAUUAAAUGUAAAUUACAUGUUGUAAGAGUUCAACAUAAAAUAACAAAAGGCAAUUUUGUUCCUGUUACUGUUUUUUUUUUUUUUUUUUUUACUUUUAAGAUUUGCAUAUCUGAUGUUUUGUGAUUUGAUGCCUAUGGAGUCAUGCACAUAUAUUCUUGUAACAGCUGUGAAGUCAGUCUCCAAAACACAGCACAGAGUUUUUUACAAAUACAGACAGAGAGACUGGACAUUCACUCUUCAGGUGAUAAACUUUUGAUUAAUUUUCUUGUUUUCAGCUUAAUAAUAUACAACAUUUUUUGUAAGAUGGUUUAACUUUUAUAACUAAAACA